CUUUUUUCAGUACCUUUCUCAACCACAUCUUCAACGCAGCAUUUAAUGCGAUCGGGACCGUGCCAAUUGUUCUCAUCACUGGUAUAAUCCUCAUGCCUCAAAAGUCGAUGGUCCUUGUAGGCCCACGAGCAAAAUUAGGUGCCAACCGUGGCCUCGGCUUCGCCACCGCGAAAGAGCUUCUCCUCAUCACCAAUUUCCACAUCAUCGUGAGGUGCCAAGUGACCUCUGGACCUUCAAUCGAGGCCACCAGGUCUCAUAUUGAAACAGCCUUCAGACGACUCGACAUCCUUGUCCACAACGCAGACAUCUACCUUCUUCCUUCCGAACCGUCAGCCUCGCAUGUCGGAGUCAAAAUACUUCAGUCAACCAUAGAGACCAAUGUCAGUGGUCCAGCUCGUGUGACGGAAGCCCUUCUCCUGAGGCACAGACCCUCGCCGGUUGAGAGCUCUCCUGCUCAAAUCGUCUUCGUCAGCUCCUCCAUGGGCUCUCUGAGCCACAACAUGAACCGAAACUCUCCCCACAGUGGAAUUCAUGCUAUCGAGUAUCGCAUGUUGAAGACAGGCUUGAUGGUCGGAAUCGUCGUAAUCAUACAUAGUAGCCAUUCUAACGCGCCGAAGACUAUUGCAAUUUUGAGCAACACACAAUGA
Messenger RNA from Aspergillus costaricaensis CBS 115574, 647 nucleotides. RefSeq lists its product as uncharacterized. The record is from RefSeq and is a predicted model, not a curated record. Lineage: Eukaryota; Fungi; Ascomycota; Eurotiomycetes; Eurotiales; Aspergillaceae. The transcript has 2 exons. The coding region runs from base 93 to 647 and encodes 184 amino acids.